AUGAAGCCCUUUGCAUGCGCCCGGUACCCGUCCAGCCCCACACCGCAACCAGGGCUGCCAGUGCGAGCUGAGACAGCAGCAGCAGCAGCAGCAGCAACAGCAGCAGCAGCAGCAGCAGCAGCACCAGCAGCAGCAGCAGCAGGAGCAGGAGGAGGAGACACUGUUGUAGGUGCACAAUAUACAGCUGUUGAGGAGGAGGAGGAGCAGCAGCAGCAGCAGCAACUGCUGUAG
Molecule: messenger RNA, 231 nt
Organism: Eimeria mitis
Lineage: Eukaryota; Apicomplexa; Conoidasida; Eucoccidiorida; Eimeriidae
Exons: 1
Coding region: 1-231 (76 amino acids)
Source: RefSeq, a predicted model, not a curated record